This is a messenger RNA of Puccinia triticina, 2310 nucleotides long. RefSeq lists its product as uncharacterized. The coding region runs from base 1 to 2310 and encodes 769 amino acids. The transcript is spliced from 4 exons. The record is from RefSeq and is a predicted model, not a curated record. NCBI's taxonomy places the organism in Eukaryota, Fungi, Basidiomycota, Pucciniomycetes, Pucciniales, Pucciniaceae.
AUGAACGUCUUCAAAGCAUACCUCUUCCUCUUCCGCUUCAUUUGCUUCAUCUCAUCUUAUCAUUCUCUCGAGAUUAAUCGGCUUCGAGCUCGAUCAUUAGCAAAUCUAAACACUCCGCAUACUAUAUCGACCGCCACCAAAUCAGCAGAAACACUUGACAGCACACAAGACUUGGUCCAUCUCGGAAGUUCAAGCGCCAACUCGCCCAUCUUAGAAGGCUUUAGACCUCAUGGGAAAGCUACCGGUGAAGUGGUCCCACAUGCCCCAAACCGCGAAGGAGCAUUGGGUGAUCCACAGGUUACAGCCACACAAUCUGGAAAGGAGCAGGAAUUCCAAGGUUCUGGCGAGCCUUCAAAAGUUGGGAACCCUAUUCCUGCCGCAGCAGAAUCCCCCGAAAAAGGUAAAAACCUGGUUCCAAAAAUUAAGUCAAAGUUUGCUGCAUUUUAUCAAAUGCUGAAAGCACCAUUUCAGGGCUUUGUAAAAUACUGGAAAGACUUUAUUUAUUGCAGUAGGAUUGUCUUCAGGAAGCGUCAUGAUGAUUGGGAGAUUGUUAGAUUUGAGAAUGCAAGGGAUACAAUUGGAAAGUACCUUGCUUUGAAUGAGCGUGAGCUUAAAUUAGCCGACGGAAAGCCUUUCGAUUUGAAGUCUGUAGCCAAGACUCUUGAGGAGAAAUCCCCCUUAUUCCCCAGCGACAAGAAUAGAGUCCCAAUGGAAUCAUAUUACGAAGAUUACCUCAAAAUCCUCAAAAAAUACCAGCUUAUUGCUGAUGGAAAAAAUCUGCCUAGGAAAAGCUGGCUGUCCGAGCUGCCACCAGAACAGCUUCCUGACCAUGCAAAGAUCAUUGCUGAGCUAGAAAACUCGUUGGAAGAGCUAAACAAACCAGGAAUCAAAGAACAGUUCAAAACAGAAUUGGAUGAUGCAGUGAAAACCACUGUUAAAGCUGCAAAAGGACAGAUAAAAAAGAAAGAGGUCUACUCAGCUUUGUUGGGUAUGUUUCCAAAGGGCAAUUCCGAUAAACAAAUCAACCUGGAGAAGCUUGCUAGUGCUCGCGAGGUUCAGUUAAAGAAGAAAUACCCUACAGACCGAAGAUUCUUGGACCUUGAGCAUGUCUUUCGAAAUCUUCCCCCGGAUCUGGACUUGAAUAAACUGGUAUUCCGUUAUUCCAUGGUAGAAGGAUUUGAAAACAUUCUGGAGAAAAUGCGCCUGAAAUUACAACCAACUCUUCAUGGCCAAGCUCAAGCUGGAAUUACCAAUGUUAUUGCAAAACAUUUGAAUUCAAAUCCUGAAGAAGAAUCUAUUUUGGCAAUUGCUUCCAAAGAUGAUUUAGAAUGGAAGGAAAAUGCCUUUAUGAAAUUCUACGGAACUGCUGUGAUGCCAUCACAAUUGUUUGAAAGGUUAAGAAAUCACCCAGAAGAAGAAGAAAUAAUUAGGUAUACUAUCAAGAACAAUGUUGAUUCAAUUGAUUUUCUUCAAAAAGCUCAAUGGGAUAUGCUUUGGCAGGCACCCACUCGUAAACUCUUCACCGACCAAGUUAAAAUAUUUGAAAGAAUAUUUGAGAAAAGUGGUGAUCACAAGGCAUCUACAAGAGUAGAAAAGUUGAAGAAUCUGAGAAGAGACGCUGAAAAAACCUAUCAGUUCAAUCUACCACUGGUCCAGGAGCUGACAGAAAAAGGGAUCAUCAAUGACAGCUUGAUUCAAGGAGCUAGAGGAAAUGAACAAGACUUUUUGAAGGCGUUGGGUACCUCAGAACAGUUCCAAAAAGGUGUGAUGGAUCAAUUUGAAACCAAUAUGAACAAACACCUCAGAGAGCUAUCAUCAAGAGUGACACAGGAAAUAACAAACCAGGCUGCAUCUCGGGUAACUCAGUCACAGCUAAAUCAACUUGAUCAGGAUGCCAAGUCUAAAUAUCUCACAACAGAUUCAUUUACAAAACCAAAUUCAUUCCGAUUUGACGAGGCUCUGAAUGUAUACCAUCCCGAGUCUAAUAAAUUCAUCAAGAAUCCAGCCAACCCGAAUAGCUUAGCAAGAGCUUACAUAGACUCUGUAGUCGCUACUCACCCUUUCAAAGAUGCACCUGUUGCCUCGGAGACUGAGAUAGCAAUCCGGGAGUAUCUGGAAGAUCGGAUUCAGAAUAUUGAAAACUUGCUUUACCAAAAGUUGCCUGAAUUUAGGGAAUAUUUUGAAAGCAUCUUGAAGCCUAAGGGACAUAUUGCAACCCCAGAUAACUCUCCUCAAUCUCAUCCAGCAAAAAUCAUUCAAUAUCCCAAAUAUACCGACCCUAGAGCUGAGAUCACAGCUUUGCGAGGAUAA